AUGCAUAGAAAUGCGAAAUUAUUCAAGUUACAAGACGAUUUUCUCCUUGGAAGAAGUUUUUCAGAAUAUUACGGCACAGUUCCUUUUCAUGACAAAAAAGAGAACGAAGCAAUAUCAGGAAGCGGUAAUUAUUACAUUCAUGAUGUAAUUUUUGCUUUCCAUCGCCAAAAUCGAGCAAUUUACCUUAAUUCUAGCAGCAAAGUUUUAAUUGAAUCGUGCUCAUUUUACAACAAUAGUUCCACAGAUUACGGUGGAUCAUUCUGUAUCAAAGAAUCUGAUUGUAUCUUAGUUCAUAUUUGUUGUUUACUUUCAUCAAGCGAUAAAUGGGGAUGUGCAUAUGAAAUUGAAUUAUAUGAUGAAAGUACCAACAAAAGUUAUGCAUUUGAAUGUUCAGUAUCACAAUGCAAAGGAGAUAUCAAAGUAAGUAAUAUGAAUACAUCUAAUCACUAUGAAAUUACUGAAUGUGCUGCAUAUCGUAUUCACAGUUCAAAAGAAGCAGAAAUUAUUAAUUUCACAACAAUAUCAAAUACAUCAUCUAAAAAACAAGGUGUGUUAGCAAAUUAUGGUAAUUUAAAUAUUAAAAAAUGUAAUUAUUUAAACAAUGAAGAUACAAAUAAUGGUGAUGCAAUAAUUUGGUGUGAUACUUCAUGUACAUAUUCAAAUUGUUCAUUCAUAGGAAAUAAAGGAAACUAUUUAUUUGCAGUAAAACCAACUUUUGAUAAUUGUUACUUUAAUAAUAAUGAUGUAAAUCAAACUCUAAAGUUUGAUUUUUUUCCGGAAACAUUUGAAACAGGAUAUCCAUUAGAUUCAUUUAUAUCUCAUUAUACUACAGAUAAAUGCUCUGCUACAUAUUUUUAUAAAAAGAAAGUAUCAGAAAAAAGAUUAAAAAUGAAAGACAUCAAAAACAUUGCUAUCAAUGUUUAUAAAACAUCAUUUGGCCACGCACUAAACAUAUCUACUUUUAAAAUAGUAUAA
Trichomonas vaginalis G3 is the source of this 975-nucleotide messenger RNA. Its product is annotated as pectin lyase-like family. The coding region runs from base 1 to 975 and encodes 324 amino acids. The record is from RefSeq and is a predicted model, not a curated record. The transcript has a single exon. NCBI's taxonomy places the organism in Eukaryota, Parabasalia, Trichomonadida, Trichomonadidae.